CCAGCUCUCUGUACUCUCUUUUCUUCAGGUAAACCCUCUUUCUUCCCUGCUCUCAUAGACAUAGCUCCGGUCUGUUUGUGAUUCUGGGUUGUGCUUGUUAAUUGCGCCUUUUCAAAGUUUUUUUUUUUAGAGCGAGAUGGGGGCGAAGGCGAAAAAGGCCAUGAAAAAGCAGCUGAGCAAAGCUGUUUCUGCUUCUGCUUCUGCUCAAAAACCAGUUGCUAGUUCCGCUACUGCUGCUCCUGAUUUCUUGCCAUUAGAAGGCGGUGCUGCGCGUAAGCUCCCGGAAGAGAAGCCGAAGGAAGAUGUUGCCAGGGUUGUAUACAUCAGUCGGAUACCGCAUGGCUUCUAUGAAAAAGAAAUGCAAGGUUUCUUUGGGCAGUUUGGUGUAAUUAAGAGAUUAAGAAUUGUACGCAACAGAAAGACAGGAAAGUCCAAGCAUUUUGGCUUCAUCGAGUUUGAGGACCCUGGGGUUGCGAAAAUUGUAGCUGAAACUAUGGAUAAUUAUUUGUUGUUUGAACACCUUUUGCAAACCCGUCUUAUUCCUCCAGAGAAAGUUCACCCGAAGUUGUGGAAAGGUUGCAACGUUCGAGCCAAACCCUUGAACUGGGUUCAAAUUGAGCGCAAGAGGCAUGAUAAGGAAAGAACAUCGGAAGAGCACAAAAAGCUGGUGGAGAAAAUUAAGAAGAGAGAUCUGAAGCGUCAAAAGAGAAUUGAGGCUGCUGGUAUUGAGUACGAGUGCCCAGACAUUGUCACUAAUGAUCAGCCUGCUCCAAAGAAGAAGAAGUUGCGCCUAAAGUAGGUGGCAUGGGAUUCCCAUCUCAUCCCCUCUAUGUCAGGUUGAUUUGAUAGGGGAGGAUGAAGCACUCUAGUUAUUCAAUCCACCCCCCUAACUGGAAGGAGGCUUUCUGGAUACCUGGAGAUUUUGGUCUUGAGCUUUUAUCUUACAUGUAUCGGUUUGUAGCUUUAUGAUUUCUGACAUUUUCUAUAGUUCAUGUAGUGUAUCCCAAUGGACAAGUUUACAUAAAGUAUCUUUAGUUUUAAAGGUA
This is a messenger RNA of Rosa rugosa (rugosa rose), 1046 nucleotides long. RefSeq lists its product as uncharacterized. The record is from RefSeq and is a predicted model, not a curated record. Gene Ontology annotation, cellular component: nucleolus. Gene Ontology annotation, biological process: maturation of LSU-rRNA from tricistronic rRNA transcript (SSU-rRNA, 5.8S rRNA, LSU-rRNA). The transcript is spliced from 9 exons. Gene Ontology annotation, molecular function: RNA binding. NCBI's taxonomy places the organism in Eukaryota, Viridiplantae, Streptophyta, Magnoliopsida, Rosales, Rosaceae. The coding region runs from base 137 to 799 and encodes 220 amino acids.